ACGAUGCAGAACGGCAAGCCCACGGCACUAGUUUCGUGUGUUAAAGAGAUAAUGGAGAGAUACACAAAACAGAGUUAACUAUUUCGAGAGCCCCAAAUCCAAAAACUGAACUUCACGAAAUCCCAGAAGACUUGGAGAGGUGUGGCCUGGUCGCUGGACUACAAACCAGUGCAUCAUGGGACGGCUUGAAGUGGGAAAAUAACGAGGCCAGGCGCGAUGGAUUGUGGGAGGCGUUUCCGAAGGCCGCGGGAGCCGGAGCGUUCUCGUAUUGGCCGGUCUGGGGAACCGCGGGGAGCGGGGGCGGCCCCACCAAACGGGGCCCCGCGCCGGUUCCCUGAGCCCAAGGCAGGAUGCCGCGCCGCGCGUCCGCUGGCCCGGAGAUGCUGAGCCUUCGUCGGCUGCCCACAUCCCUGCCAUGUCCGGCUGCAAGCUGCCGAGGGGCCUGUGCCCAGACAUGUGCCCGGCCGCCGAGCGCUCCCAACGCGAGCGCGAGCGCCGCCUGCACCGACUGGAGGUAGAGCCGGGCGGACCUGCGAGCGCGCCCCGAGCCGACCCGCGGCGCGCCGUGAAGGAGUACAGCCGGCCGGCGGCCGCGCUGGCCACGCUGCUGGCCGUGGUGGCGCGACUGCGACCCGAAGAGGCGCGCGGAGCCGCGGACGCGGUGCUGCUGCAGACGCAGGUGCAGGAAGGCUUCGGUUCGCUGAGGCGCUGCUACGCGCGGGGCGAGGCUCCGCACCCCCGGCAGGCCGCCUUCCAGGGCCUCUUUCUGCUCUACAAUUUGGGAUCUGUGGAAGCCCUGCAGGAGGUUCUGCAGCUGCCUGCCACCCUUCGUGCCUGUCCACCCCUUCAGACUGCCCUGGCCGUUGACGCUGCCUUCCGUGAAGGCAACCAUGCCCGGUUGUUUCGCCUGCUUCGCACCUUGCCCUUCCUUCAGAGCUGCGCAGUGCAGGGACACAUUGGCUCUGCCCGCCGCAAAGCCCUGGCCCGUCUGUCCCGUGCCCUGAGCACUCCCAAAGGACAGACCUUGCCUUUGGACUUCAUAGUACACCUUCUGGCCCUGGAUGGGCUCCACGAAGCACAGGACCUGUGUCGGGCCCAUGGACUGACCUUAGAUAAAGACAGAGUUAUAUUCCUGAGGGGCCGAUACUCUGAGGAAGGACUCCCACCCCCUGGUACCUGCCACCUAUUAGUGGGAAGCAAGCUGCAGGGACACACCCUGGAGGAGGUGGUCAUGGCAGAGGAAGACAGGGAAAUACACAGACCUGGAUCUCCAGCUUGAGAGGGCUCUGUCUCCCCCAAGGACUGGACCAGAGCACCUGGGGUUCUUUUUCAUGAUUCCCAAACAAUAAAAGGAACUUGUUUUACAGGAA
This is a messenger RNA of Peromyscus maniculatus bairdii (prairie deer mouse), 1370 nucleotides long. Lineage: Eukaryota; Metazoa; Chordata; Mammalia; Rodentia; Cricetidae. The record is from RefSeq and is a predicted model, not a curated record.